Chrysochloris asiatica (Cape golden mole) is the source of this 945-nucleotide messenger RNA. RefSeq names its product olfactory receptor 1E2-like. Gene Ontology annotation, biological process: G protein-coupled receptor signaling pathway. Gene Ontology annotation, cellular component: membrane. NCBI's taxonomy places the organism in Eukaryota, Metazoa, Chordata, Mammalia, Afrosoricida, Chrysochloridae. The record is from RefSeq and is a predicted model, not a curated record. The transcript has a single exon. The coding region runs from base 1 to 945 and encodes 314 amino acids. Gene Ontology annotation, molecular function: G protein-coupled receptor activity; olfactory receptor activity.
AUGCCAGGAAAGAAUCAAACCAUCAUUUCUGAGUUCAUCCUCCUGGGUCUGCCCAUUGAUCCAGAGCAGCAAAAUUUGUUCUAUGCUCUGUUCCUGGCUAUGUAUCUUACCACAGUCCUGGGGAACCUCACCAUCAUCAUGCUUAUUCGCCUGGACUCCCACCUCCACACACCCAUGUAUUUGUUUCUCAGCAACUUGUCCUUCUCUGACCUCUGUUUCUCCUCUGUCACAGUGCCCAAAUUGCUGCAGAACAUGCAGAGCCAAGUCCCAUCUAUCCCCUAUGCUGGCUGCCUGACCCAGAUGUACUUCUUCCUGUUUUUUGGUGGCCUGGAGAACUUUCUCCUUGUUGUCAUGGCUUAUGAUCGCUUUGUAGCCAUCUGUUUCCCUUUGCAUUAUACCACCAUCAUGAACCCCCAGCGCUGUCUCUCCCUGGUGGCACUGUCCUGGGUGCUGAGCACAUUUCAAGCAAUGCUGCACACCCUGCUCAUGGCCAGGUUGUGUUUUUGUGCAGACAAUGUGAUCCUCCAUUUUUUCUGUGAUAUGUCUGCUCUGCUGAAGCUGGCGUGCUCUGACACUCAAGUUAAUGAGUUGGUGAUAUUUGUUAUGGGAGGACUCAUUCUUGUCAUCCCUUUCUUACUCAUCAUCGUGUCCUAUGUACGAAUUGUCUCCUCCAUCCUCAAGGUCCCUUCUAUCAGGGGCAUCUGCAAGGCUUUCUCCACCUGUGGUUCCCACCUCUCUGUGGUGUCACUGUUCUAUGGAACAAUCAUUGGUCUCUACUUAUGCCCAUCAUCGGAUAAUUCUACUAUAAAGGAGACUGUCAUGGCUGUAAUGUACACUGUGGUGACUCCCAUGCUGAACCCCUUCAUCUACAGCCUGAGGAACAGACACAUGAAGGGUGCCCUGGAGAGAGUCUUUUGUAAAAGAAAACCCCUUUCCUUUCUGUGA